CAAUGAGUGACAGGCUUUUGAGCAACUUAGACAAACUUCUGCUUGAGUUUGUUUUCCAGCUAGAACAAACUUCUUAUGCUAAGGAACAUGUGAAUCAACAGAUAAAUUUGUAUACUGCAAAAAUCACAGAAAAAAAGAAUGAAAUCACUAGGCUGCAGGAAGAUAUAAACAACAGCAAUGAUGCAAUUGCUGAUUUACACCAGCAAAAUGAGAGUAGUAAGGAGAGCUGUAAAGUCUGGAAGCCCACCUAUGCAAUUCUUAGCCAGCAUGAAGAAUAUUUGAAAAAUGAACUUGAAGCUUUACAAGAAGCGACAGAAAAUGAGAGAAAAAUGUAUGAGGAUUACAUAACCCAGUAUAAAGAGAUGUUAAAACAACAGCAUGAAAAAUAUGCGGAAACUGCUCUUGCACAGAAAUAUUACCAAAAAAAGAAAGAACUUGAAGAAAUCCAAAACAGAGUAUUGAAACAGUCUGCGAAAUAUGAAUUGAAAGAAGACACUUGCUUGGAUAUUCUAGAACCUGUUCCUUUUAAAUCCGUAAAUGACUGGGCUUUACAGAUUGCUUCUUUGAGGCGAAAGACACAGGAAAUGUUAAAGCUUGCUGCAGUUGCUACACAAGAAUCCAUUGAGCUACAAAAAGAAGCUGAGGAAUUAGAAAAGAAAAUCAAUUCUUUAAAAAAGACACUUGUAAAGACUACAGAAGAUCAAAAAAAUUCCAAAAUGUUUGAAGGAAAAAAUCAGAAAAGUCUGGAGAAGCUUAAAGAAAGGAUAUUUGAAGACGGGGAACAUCCAUCUUUGCAAAAUGAGAAACAUCAACUGUAUAAACCAUUACAUGUCCCAUGCAUUCCUCGGAAACUAGUGCAGUCUGUACAGAGCAUUAGAUUCCCAGUGCAGCGAACACAAAGAGGGAGAGAAGAAAAAGAAAAACCUAUGGAACUUCCAGUGGCUACUAGCGGUUCCUCCAGUUUUGCAGAAAAUUCAUCACAGAUGGUUACUGACACUGCAGGCACUAAUAACCCACAAAUUGCCCAAGUUCCAGCGAUAGCGAGCUCACAAAACCAAACGCAAUUCAGACUGGCAAUUCCCCCAAAGCGGAUGACUUCCAAUCAACAGUUUGAGAGUGAAAAUGCAGUAAUAGCGAGCCAAGAGGCCAAAUGUAAUGAAGAAGCAGAAGAUGAACCAAAGGAUUAUUCUUUUAGACCUCAAGGCAUAAACACAAAUUUGAAGUCAAAUGAAGACAAUCUUGGCACAGCAGAAGAAAGUUCACAACAUUUUUUAAGAGCACCUGAAACACCUGAGUUUGUCGGAACACCUGACUCAAAGGGGAAGAAAACCCAGUUCUCUAAGCUACCUUCAUUUGACUUCAUUCACAAUUUAGGUUCUGAAGAAGGAACAUCUAAAUCUCCUGCCUUCUUUUCUCUCAUGAACUUUACUCAGAAGUCACCUGGUUUUAAUUUGUUUGAUUCUUCUAUGUUUGGGGCAGAAAAUUCAUCUGAUGAGACAGAAGAAGGUUAUUCUGUGGGAAACUUGAACCCUCUGUCCCCACAAAAAGAUAUUGGAAGCUUGUUUGGGAAAUCAGAAAGUGAGGAGGCAUUUGCCUUCCCCUUCCCUUCAGAAUCAACUUCUCAUGCAUUUGGAGAUGGAAAAGAUGACUUCAGUUUUCCAUUUGCAUUUGGACAGGAUCAGAGAUCAUCACAGUCUCCUCCUAUGAAAGGUUUUCAUUCUUCCUUACAAAAUACAAAGCCAUUUACAUUCUUCUGAAUACCUUUGACUUCCUUUUAAAUUCUUUUCCUACUUAGCCUUGACAAAUGUUUUCAGUUUCUUAAGUACAAAGCAUUUAAUCUUCCCCUUUCAUUUCAUGCAAGACUACAUUAUUCCAAUUGCUGCAAAAGCAUGUGUAUAUUCAUUAAGCGCACAUGCUUUGAGAUGCAGCCUUUAUUUUUCUUAUUUCCUAAAUACGUUGUUUUCAUAAAACAUUAUGAUACACUUCUGUUAAAUUGGCACUUACAGGUAGCAGAAAUAUCAUUUUACAGUGGUGUGUUAAUUCAAUAUCGGAGAGCGCAUCUAAACUUCUAGAUGAGUACAUUCAGCCUCUGAUAUAAAGUAACUUGUGUUAGAGUAACUGUUUAUUGUGGUAAAAUCUGAAUUUGAGUUAAAGACAAUGUUCUCAAAUUAGCUGUUACACACAAAGUAUUUCUAAAAUUUUUGAAAUAAACAUUUCUGUUAAUUU
This is a messenger RNA of Pezoporus flaviventris, 2226 nucleotides long. It is a transcript of the gene CUNH14orf39, whose product is annotated as chromosome unknown C14orf39 homolog. Gene Ontology annotation, biological process: homologous chromosome pairing at meiosis; oogenesis; spermatogenesis. The record is from RefSeq and is a predicted model, not a curated record. NCBI's taxonomy places the organism in Eukaryota, Metazoa, Chordata, Aves, Psittaciformes, Psittacidae. Gene Ontology annotation, cellular component: central element.